Chaetomium globosum CBS 148.51 is the source of this 483-nucleotide messenger RNA. RefSeq lists its product as uncharacterized. The record is from RefSeq and is a predicted model, not a curated record. NCBI's taxonomy places the organism in Eukaryota, Fungi, Ascomycota, Sordariomycetes, Sordariales, Chaetomiaceae. The transcript has a single exon. The coding region runs from base 1 to 483 and encodes 160 amino acids.
AUGGUCCAGGAUACCGGUUAUAUGUCCCGGGUCUUACAAAAACAGACACAAAUUAAUGGGUCCUCAGUCGUAGCAAUGAACGCCAACCAACACGUCAACAAACUUCAGGGAGGGGUCCCUUCAGGCCCCGGAACAACCCACGCCCCUUCCUGUAGCUGUUGCUUGGCAUAUCAGGCGUUGAAAACGAAGGAGAAGGUGAGAGCCAUCUCAGGCACGCUACAAAACAACAUUGCUACUCUCGAACCCUCGCCCGCUAAGGCCAAGUGUAAAGGAAUCGUGAUACGGCUCGCCGACUUGUGCAUCCAGUACGAGGAAGUCGAAGCGGUGCUUAUCCGGGCUGCUAAAACCGAAGCCUCGGCCCAACGUCAACAGGUGGUAGUCAAGUUGGCCGGUAUCAUGAUGGCAAAUGCGGGGAAGAAGCUCGAUUUCCUGAUUGAAGACGUUACCGAGAUAUUGGAGGAACAACGCAGCAGGGAGACCUAG